CGAUUCGUUCAAGAGAGCGAACAUAGACAAUACUUUGUCAGUGUAACAAUAGAAUGGGGUGAAACAACUACUACAAUUUCUAUAGUCACUUUGUGGAGUAUAAAUGAAAUUAUGAAAGCUUAACGGCACAUUUCUUUACUGUAUGCGACACUUGCAUCAUGAAAGAAGUCCGAGCUUGUUGUGCAAUAUUUGUGUUACUUGUGGGUGCGACAGAGGUGUUCUGCGCCAUUUCGUCAGAGGCCGAGAGCAAUUCAAUAACAAGGGCAUUUGAUGCCAAGGGUAUGCUAACUUCAAUCGCGAGUGACCUAAUGUCACGAGGCUUCGCGGGAUUAACGGGAAGUACGGGAGCCGGGACGAGCCAAGUCGUUUCUCUCAAUGUUACCAAUUUAGUAGUCUUGGUUCUCCUGAAAGCUCUCAUAUUUGCGGCCGGAUCGCUAGGCGCGGGUGCAUGGAAAGGAGGAUACGCUAGGAGCCUUGAUGGCGAAGAAAAACUUUUCACGGAUGAGGAACUCUUGUUCUUUUUAAGUUACUUGACAGGAAAACCGAACGAUAAUGGCUGCCUACAGAAUAUUGCCUGUUUGCAACCCCAACAGGCGCGAAAAUACGCAGCGGCGGGGAAGAUGCUUUUAAAGACGGCGUCCACAAUGUCAAUACACGCGGACCCCACUUACGAUCAAGUGCUUCAAGAAUUACAAGAGGCGGCAAGUUGGGGUAGUGUAGGAGGGGACUGCAAGAGAUAUUCGUGCGGAUUAAAGGAGAACCCCAAAAACGCAAAGAAUUGAAUGUAUUACUAGGUAGACAUUUUCAAAGCGGUUCUAUGUCAGAAAUUUGAGGCACCUCAACGUCCUUUCUACGACCCGCUAUGUACUCGGGGUAGCUUAAGAAACCAUCACGGUCGGCAUCAUCUUCUGUUAGAACGCGAUCGAUUAAUUCUACAAAGUACUUAUCAUACAAAUUUAUUUAUUAAAGACACUAGUUACCAA
This is a messenger RNA of Photinus pyralis (common eastern firefly), 983 nucleotides long. RefSeq lists its product as uncharacterized. The record is from RefSeq and is a predicted model, not a curated record. NCBI's taxonomy places the organism in Eukaryota, Metazoa, Arthropoda, Insecta, Coleoptera, Lampyridae. Bases 159 to 782 code for a protein of 207 amino acids. The transcript is spliced from 3 exons.